GGCUGAACUGUUGCCAACAAUUUUUGCUACAAACAUAUUUGUCUUAGUUUUUCCUUCAUCUUGCCUCUGAGAACUGAUGGAGGGAUGUAGCAGUGAGAUGGCAGCCUUCUCCCAGAAUAUGCUGACAGUCAGUGUGUUACUGAGUGUCUUCUUACUGUCAGGAGUUCAGGCUGGAUGUAUAUAUAAGAUCCCAAACCUCAGCAUUACUGCACCAAAGAAGAUAGAAGCUCUGAGUGGAUCCUGUUUGUUAAUCCCAUGUAGCUUUAGAAAAAUACCAGAGAAAUCAGAAGAAACGUUUGACAACAAGAGAGAAAUAUUUGGAGUUUGGAUUAAAAGAGAUUCAGCAUUUGGAACCUAUCCAGAAAAUGUGAUUUACAACAGCAGUCGGUCUCAAAACAAAUAUGCAGUGAACAUUUCUGGAAACCUGAGAGAGAAGAACUGCACCAGUGUGUUUUCUAAUGUAAACUCAAAUCAAACAGACAAAUACUUCUUCAGGAUUGAGAACGGGCCGUUCAGAGCAACAGCCAUCUGUGAUCCUGUUCAUAUAACAGUUAGAGAUUCUGCUUGGAGCCCCAGUAUUGAAAUCUCAGGUGAAAUGAAGGAGAAGAACUCUGUCACCGUAACGUGCUCAGCUCUCACUCCCUGUCCACAAUCACCUCCUGAACUCACCUGGAACCUCCAACCAAACCUUCACAGACAGAUGGAGAGGAACACAGAUGGAACGUUUACAACUACAAUCCAGCAGGACAUCAGUCUGUCAGAGAUCCACGAUGGAUACAACAUCUUCUGCUCUGCCAGAUAUCCUGUGGAUGGAGGAGAACACAAGACAGCAAAUACAAAUGUGACUCUCAGUGUUUUCUAUGCUCCCAAAGAAACUUCAGCAGCUAGAUGGGUGGAGCUGAACUGCUCCAGCAGAGUCAAUCCUCCCAUCAGCUGCUGGGUUGAAAACAGCACAUAUAAAGCCAGGAUAGUAACUAAAGGAGACGUCAGAUUAACAGUCUAUGGGGGAGAAGUCGAUUGCUGUGAGGACUGUUCUAUGUUCUCUAAAGAUAAAAACAAGAAACUGCUGAUUCCCCUCAUUACAGUGACCAUUGUGGCUGUGCUCGUCUUCCUGGUUCUAUGGUUUUUGAAGUCCAGACGAACUGCUGUACAACACAAUCAGACCGAAGCACCUGAGGAGCCUGGUGCUCUUGCAUCUUUAGAUGGUGUUCUUCAACCACCAUCUAAUGAAAUGCGAGAAGAACUUCACUAUGAGGAUGUGAACUUCAGAAAGAAACCUACCUGUGCGUCAGAGAGUACCAGUAGAGACCAGCAGGAGACGCUGUACGCUCAGGUCAAAGUGUCUGAGCCAAAGAAAGGACCAACUCAGACUGCUGACAGCUCAGAUCCUCUCUACUCUACGGUACAGAAACCUGGUUGAAACUCUGUUCUUAUUAUUCACAGUCAGUGACAGGAGUCCCAACACAACAAUAAUGUGCUUGUUUUUUUUUUUUUCUGAUUCUUUU
Gambusia affinis (western mosquitofish) is the source of this 1505-nucleotide messenger RNA. RefSeq names its product myeloid cell surface antigen CD33-like. Bases 77 to 1420 code for a protein of 447 amino acids. The transcript has 8 exons. The record is from RefSeq and is a predicted model, not a curated record. NCBI's taxonomy places the organism in Eukaryota, Metazoa, Chordata, Actinopteri, Cyprinodontiformes, Poeciliidae.